This is a messenger RNA of Vespa velutina, 10864 nucleotides long. RefSeq names its product ephrin-B2 (gene Ephrin). Gene Ontology annotation, biological process: axon guidance; ephrin receptor signaling pathway. Gene Ontology annotation, cellular component: plasma membrane. The transcript has 5 exons. Gene Ontology annotation, molecular function: ephrin receptor binding. Lineage: Eukaryota; Metazoa; Arthropoda; Insecta; Hymenoptera; Vespidae. The record is from RefSeq and is a predicted model, not a curated record. The coding region runs from base 1572 to 2582 and encodes 336 amino acids.
AGAGAGAAAGAGAGAGAGAGAAAGAAAGAGAGAGAAGAGGCACUCGGAAACGCGCGUCUCGCGAGCAGAGAGCGUAAUACCGCGUACCUCUGAAAGAGCUCAAGGAGGAAUAACGCGCGGUGGGCUCUCCUGCGUGUUCGCGCGUCUUCGGUUAAGUUCGGCGGCAUUCGACACCCUCGGCCGCCGUUGCCGCCGUAACCGCCGCCGUAGCCGCCGUAGCCGCCGCCGCCGCCGCACGAGUCUGCUGACGCGAGACGAACGGCCGCGACAGCUCGGCUCGGGCCGACAGACGCGUCCGCGACACCAAGUAGGAAAGUACCGUUUUCUCUCCGCGCAAAGAGAGUCUCGAACAGCGGCACUAUACGACGAGACGACGGCUAUCAUAUAUACCUAUUGCUCUUUAUUAUUAUAUUAUAUAUCAUUCGUCGACUUUUCCUCGACUUCAUAUCGAGUUUCUAUAAACAUUUCUGGAAAUUACAACGUUAUUUGGAAACAUUUCGAAGGAACAGUGUACAAAAGUGAUACAAAACAGUGUGUUCCUACGACUCAAUCAACAUUGUUAAUUUCUUUGAAAUCUCUCAAAGAGAGAUCAGUGUUUCUUUGUUCAUAGUGUAAUCCGAAGGUGAAUUACGAAGGAGAAAUAUCGUAAUUAAUUCUACGUCAUCUUUCUUUGGGAUAAUAGAAUUUCGAAGAUCGUUUGUUUCAUAUCGUGAAUAUUAUUCUAUAAAAGGUUUAUUCCUUUUAAAAGUUUAUACAUCGCAGGAAUUAAGAUAUUAACGAUCUUCGUGAAGUCUAUUUUGAUUCGUUCAGUUCGAAGAACGAUCCUGAAAGAAGAGUCCACUCGGAGAAUAGUUUAAUCUUUUCACUUGCGAUUGUUGUAAGGUGUACGGUGAGAGAGAGAGAGAAAGAGAGAGAGAGAGAGGCGCGCUUAGGUCGAAGAUCGACGGCCGACGGUGCGCCGUUGAUAUGCGGAACGUCUCAAAUCUCUUAGCAUCGUGAUUUUUUCGAGUGAAGACCCCUAGAAAAAGCUGGACCAAAUGAGAGGUCUGGCAAGGUACACUCCAGGUGAGAGAAGCACGGGAUGGAUCCAUGGGACAAGGCUUAUUUCGCUGGACAACUUUGAAAAGUACCGAACGAAAUCUGAAAACGAUCAAGUCUGAUCGCCUUGUCGAUGUCGCAACUUAACUAUCAUCGGAAUUCUCAUCGUAAAUCUAUUUUCAUUGUGAGUUCAUCGUAAAAUAUCAUCAAUUGGAUCCUAUCUACGUUUUCUAUCUACGAUUUAUCCAAGAGAAAUCGUUUUCGUUGGAUCCAAAAAGGAUUAGCGUGUGAGACAAAUCGCCAAUAAAAAAAAAAAAAAGAAAAGUUCAAGUGCUAAAGUGGAUGUGGUGGCCGUGCGACGAAUUGGUGGAAGGUGGUUGUUGUGGACGACAUCAACGACGACGACGCCGACGAAAGUGCAAGUGUUCACGUUCCUUUUGCGGUUGUUGUUAUUGUUAUCGUUAUUUCGUUGUUCUCAUUGUUGAGUCCAAGUGGCCGUACUGACGGUGCUCGUCCUCGUUCACGUUUUUACGAUGGUUUCCAAGUCAUUUAUGACCCUGGUGUUCCUCGUGUGCCUACAAACGGUUUUACUCUCCACCGUGAGCAACUGCGCGAAGGCGAUCAGCUUAUAUUGGAACACCACGAAUUCGAUAUUUCGAAUAGACAACACGGAUCAUAUAAUAGACGUGAACAAGAACAACGCGGUGUUCGAGUACGAUCAAGUGAACAUAAUUUGUCCGAUGUAUAAAUUGGGCACAUAUGAUCCGGAGAAAUAUCUCAUUUACAACGUGUCCAAGGAGGAGUACGAGACGUGUCGAAUAACAAACCCAAAUCCUCGCUUAAUAGCAAUUUGCGACAAACCAUACGAGGAUAAGUACUACACGAUCACCUUCAGGCCGUUCACGCCGCAACCUGGGGGCCUCGAGUUCCUGCCUGGCCACGAUUACUACUUCAUCAGCACCUCGUCCAAGGAAGAUCUACAUAAGCGUAUCGGCGGACGAUGCACCUCCGACAACAUGAAGGUUGUCUUCAAGGUUUGCUGCAGCAACGACACCUCCUCCUCAUCCGCCACGUCUCGCAACAACUCCGUAGCCGUGACCAGCAGCACCGUGCCCAGCAGCAGCUCAACGAGCACCGCGGUUUUAGGCGGAGGAGCUGGUGGUAUGAUGCCACCACCACCGCCACCGAGCGUCCUCAAGGGUGGAGAACGAUUCUACCCGGGAGGCAACAUUCAUCAUCAUCGCGAUCAUCAUCAACCGGCUACGGUGAUGCCGACCCAUGUUCCCCCUUCAGCGUUGUACCCUGUACAUCCGCAUCAGCCACAGCCUCCGAUUCACAAUGGACCCCCGUCUGUCUCCUCGCCGCCAAAGACCUCGAUUGGACAGAAGAAAAAGAAUAAGGAAUACUCCGAUCAUCCUAAUGAGGUGGUGAAGAACGAAGAACUAACGUACAACGGCGCGACGUCGUAUGGGUUCGGGCAGGUCCUGUUCCUGAUGGUCUCUAGCGUUCUGAUAAGUGUUCUCAUGCCGCAAUUGCUGCGGUGAAGCGACGACAUUACCAACGAAGAGCGUAUCCCAUGCGUCGAACCCCUUCUUCUGUGAUUAUCCUACGUUUAAUUAAUUUCUUGAGGCACGCAGCGCCUCUAUCGUGCGCUGCAGGCCCUCGAUCGUGGGACACGCGCGCAGAUCAACCAUCAUUCGGUUUGACCCGAGACCGAAUACUGAGAAGGAAAGAAGAGAUAUCUAUUAGAUACUGCUGGUAAGAAGGUAUAGAUAUAUAUACAGAUGGACCUAGAAAGACUACGUGUCUGAAUAAAAGACUCGUGGCAAAGCCAUAUUAAUUACUAAUAAAAAGGAAAGACAAGCGGGAUGGCGUAUAGAUGUCGAGAUGGUCAAGCAAGACGACGAACGACGAAGAAAGAUAAAGGAGAGCGAAGAAAAAAAAAAUGUUGAAAAAAAAAAAGAUGAAGAAAAAGAAAAGAAGUAACAAGGAGAAACGCUGCUACUAGAUACUAUUAUAGUACGCCCACUAUUAUCACUACUAUAAAUGGUAGUCGUAUUGGUUGUCCUUCGUAUCGUUACGCUAAUUCUAGGUAUUUAUUCGAAAUACAAGAGAGCGUGAUAAAAGAGAGAGAGAGAGAGAGAGCGAGUGUAUGAAAGUAAUGUGUGACGCGUGAGAAAAGUUGUGUGCGAGUAGCGUGUUAAAUAUCUUCGGAGCGAAUAACGUUAGCCGCGCAUACGAGUUAUAAUCUAGCCAGAAAAACAAACGAACCUUCGUCGAAUCGACGGAAGACGAAACUUAAACGAUUUUUCUCGACAAGAACAAUGAGAUUAUCCAUCGUUGAAGAACUAACGUUGAAUCGUUCUAACGGUGAAUCGUUCCAGCUCGUUUCCCGUUUGAAUCGUCCUGCGCGUUUACCUGUACAUUCGUUGACCCACGAUAAUUAACACGCCUGUAAAUAAAUUCCUAACAAAUAUGUACAAGUGACUCCAGCGGCUUCUUCGAGCUGCAAGGAGAUUUAGGAGAGUGCCGUAUACUAGACGAAUCUUAUAUAUGACGCACGAGAGAGAGAGAGAGAGAGAGAGAGAGAGAGAGAGAGAGAGAGAGAGAGAGAGAGGAAGAAAGAAAGAUAAAACGCAUAAAUUCCCACCAAAACGUAAAGACCCGUUUGUGAAAUUUAUACAACAAAAACGCGAGAACGAUCCAUCGUCGAUAUUGAAAAUUUCACAAAAUCGAGCGACAGUUCAAUGGAUUUAUCCCGAUCAUGUGCAUCGAUUCAAAUUUGACAAAUCGGCGAUUGUCGACUAUCUCUUCUCGCCUCGAUCGUGGCAAAAAAUAUAUAUUAUCCGUGCGAGAGAGAGAGAGAGAGAGAGAGAGCGAGCGAGAGAGCGAGAGAGCGAGAGAAAGAGAGAGAGAAAGAGAGAGAGAGAGAAAGAGAGAGAGAGAAUUUAAGCGCCAAUGAGAUAAUUCUCUGUGAGUGCGUGAAAAUUGCGAGAAUGUGAAAAUUUGUAUAAUACCUGUACCAUAUUGAACUCUAUCUAUAGAUCUGUAUUAUAUUUAUUAUCCGCUAUUAUUACACUACGAAUAUUCAAUCGAUAUUCUAUAUUUACUAGUAAAAUAUUAAAUUUAAUAGCGAAUAAAUUGCGUAUCGACGGUGGGAGACAAAGGGAAACAGAGAAAGAAAGACAGAAAAAGAAGGCUUAUGAGAAAGGAGAACAAUGAAGACUCGAGGCCUCUUAUUCUCAACGUACGGCUAAACUCUCGUCGCAUUUGUUGUUUUUUUCUCUUUUUUUUUUUUUUUUUUUUUUUUUUUAUACUAUCCGUUAUGUCGGAUCUAUGAGUAAGCAUUAUCUAUUCGCGAAUUUAAUCGAUUGGGCCGUUCGAUCGUCUUCUUUCCUUUUUUCUUUGUAUCUUGCAUUAUCUUUUUGUUCUCUUUCUGUUAUUUUUGUAAUUCUAUUUAUUGUCCGUCGUUUCACACGCCACACCUACGCAUAAUACCUACAUUGAUAUACACGACACGCGGCACAUUACACACAUUAUACACAAUUACAGCGUGAGUUGUUGCGCGCGCGCGCGCGCACGACGAAAACCGCGAGAAUUCGAGAAUGCAAGAGAAUAUAAGCGCGGACGAAUUUUCGUUUCGCAUUCGCCAUUGAGAGAUGUUUAGAUUUAAUGAAUUAUUAUUGUAAAUAUGUGUAUGCGAAAGAAUAUCGUAUGAUAAUGAUCAUGAUGAUAAGACGAUUUUGUUAACGCUGGAGAAAAGAGGGAAUUUGCGAAAGAAUCGAAAAAGACCGAGAGAACGAAAGAGGACGAGAAAGAGAGAGAAAGAGAUAUCCUUCUUAUUCCGAAUCGUAGAUAAAGAAAAAAUGAUAGAGAGGAUCCUUGAACGCAUAGGCCGCUCGAUCGACCAAUCGUUUUCGUCUUUCGUCAAACGGAUCGUCGUCCUUUCCUGCACCGACCUAGAAAAGAACGAAAACAAUGAAUAAGAUCGGCCAAAAGCGAAACAAAGCGAAAGAAAAGAAAUAACUAAAACGCGUGUUUAAUGUUAUCCACUACAGUAUUGUUAAGCCUAAGUAUUACAUGCCUACGAUCCACGUCUGUUUGUCUGUCUGUCUGUUCGCGUGUCUGUUUACCGUUUGUAUACUUUUUCCUCAUACGUUAUUAAUCGCAAUAGCAUAUCACAAUGAAUAUUACGAUGAUGACUUUUUACGAACAUCAAUAGGAGACGAUUUUAUCGGCCGCAUUAACGAUUCGUUGAAAAUUUUGUUUUUGACGUUACUCCGUUUAUUUUCUAUUUUAUUUUGAAGAUCACGGACACUUUCGUUUCCAUUUGAAAUACGUUUUUGCAACGACAGUCGAAGGCUGUAAACCGAGAACCUCAAAGACAAUCACUCGCACAUUGUAAAUUAUCCGAAGCUUUUUCUCAAAGUAGAUUGAUCGUAAACGCCAGAAUCCCGUAGCUAAUCGACUUACGUCCGAAAUAGAAGAACUUCACGCAGAUGUAUGUACAUACAAUAAUGUUCGGUUCAUGGCCCGUCUCGUUCAAGAACGUACGUAAAGUUCCCUUUACGUUGUCACAUUCGUCGUAUAAUUAAUUAUUUUUUUUUUUUUAUUCAUCGUGCGAACUUUGAAUCGUAAAAAGCAUCAGUGGAAAUCGUCUCUCAUUGUUAAUUUAGUAAACGAUCCAUCAUCGAAUCCACAAUUGAUCACAUACACACACUUCAGCGCCAAUAAAGCGAUGCAGCAAACGUACAUAGAUCCACGUGAAUGGUACUCGUUCGUACGGACGAUAGGUGAAUACAGUAUAACAAUAAUAUAGAAACGAACUAUCGAUAGAAAAUAGACAAGGUCACUCACUGCAGUUUAUUUUAUUUUUGUCUCUUUCUCCUCAUUUUAUUUUUCACAUCCUAACGCAUCCAUUCCAUGCAGACCGAAUCUCCUAUCCACAUUUUUUUUUUCUCUCCAUGGAUCCAUGGUUCGCGACGUGACAGUGUUCCACUAUACGAAGAUAUAUUUUGAUAGAUACGAAAAAUGUUCAAAGCACAGAAUAUCGCUAAAGAAUUUGUAUCUAUACGUGCAUAAAGUAUAUGUAUACAUGCUGAUGUAUUCAAGUACAUAUGUAGAAAAUCAUUCUACAUCCUAUGCAAUACCUGUCUAUUUUAGCGCGAAACUAUCUAUCUCGCUAUCCUGGUCAACGUUACUGGCGUCCCCAUAUAAAAUCGUCUGCAAAAGAUAAAGUGGAACGCGUCCUGCCUUCGUACCUAAACUUUAUAUUAUUUUUAUUUAUUUAUUUUUCUUUUUUUUUUCUUUUUUAUUUUUCUUCUUCUUCUUUUUUUUUCAAUAUUCUCUCACAGCGACAUACAUAUUUGUAUUUUAUGUUUGUUCAGAUCUUUUACGUCAACUAUUCAUUCUCGCUUGUGUAUGCGCGUGCAAGAACAAUGUUGAGAAAAUGUGGAGGUCCUUUGAACCGCGACCGAAGGACACGCGUUAUAUUCUCACCUAUAUAAAAUAUAUAAAACUUAUAUGGAAGGAUUCGUCCUUCUCAUUUAUCAAGACCGGAGUUAACAAUUUACACCGCGUCUUAUACACUGCCAGCGGUUUGAUUAAACUGUAAAGGCCGAAGGAGGAAAUAGGAAGAAAGAUAGAUAGAAAGAGAGAGAGAGAGAGAGAGAGAGAGAGAGAGAGAGAGAGAGAAAGAGAGAGAGAGAAAGAGAGAGAGAGAGAAUGAGACAGAAAAUUUUUCUUAUUAAGUAGAAAAGGAAAAGAGAAAAAGAGAAAGAGAGAGAGAGAGAGAGAGAGAGAGAGAGAGAGAGAAAGUGAGCGAGAGAAAAAGAGCGAAAGCGAGAGAGAGAGAGACAUUUUUGUAAAUAAGACGAUCGAUAAACAAUUAACACAAUGAAAUUUAUAUUAAAUGCAUAGUAAGUACGAGAUAGGUUUCUAAUAACGAUUUAUUAUAAAAGUGAAUGUACGUUGAUGUCUAAGAUUUUUAACAUGAAAACACACAAAGUGGUUAUAAUUAACUAUGAUUAUUACUCAUAGAACGAGAACACAAGUACUAAUUAAACGAGAGGGUUUAAAAUACGAAGCCACAGUUAGACAGAUCGUGAAUCUCUCACGGCGCAUAUAUUAUUUUAUAUUCGGUACAUACAUUGACACAUACGCUCACCGUAAUGCGGUAAACGUACACGGCAUCAUGUGAAAAAAAAAAUUAAAUUCUCACUGAAUGGUUGAAAAAUGAUUGUCGAGUUCGUAGGUAAACGAAAAAAAAAAAAAAAAGAAAAUAUUGACAUACCGUCGAUUUUUUAAAAUGAUUUAUCUAAUUAUAAUGUAAUUGGGAAUAUCGUGAGAUGAUCAAGUGCCGUGUACGUUUGUUGCAAAAACGGGUAUGUUAGAUUGCGUGUGCACAUUCAGUACAGUACGUUGUUCAUUAAACAAAGCAUACAAUACAAAGUAGCGUAGCGUUCAUAAUGGUAGUCCACUGUAGCGAAAUAGUGUUUAAACAAAGCAAACAAAAAAAAAACCGGAAAAAAGACAUAAUCAACAAAAAAAUUGCAGGUAACCGUACGUAAUAAAAUCGUAAAACGAUCUUCAUAAAGGAUACACGCAUACACAUAUACACUGAUACAUCCAUACACACACACACACGCACACACACAUAUUAGAGAGCACAAGAGAAGCAAACGAGAAAAAACACACGUACACCACUCGAAGAGAAGAAAAAUCGUCUCGUUCACGCGGUAAAAAAGGGAGAUUCCAUGUGCGCGCGUGUGAGUGUGAGAGAGAAAGAAAGAGAGAGAGAGAGAGAGAGAGAGAGAGAGAGAGAGAGAGAUGAGAGAGAGAGAGAGAGAGAAAGAGAGAAAGGAAGAGUGUGUGAAAGAAGAAGAAUGCGAGAGAGGGAGAAAGAGGAAGGAAGAGAGUUAGAAUGAAAGAGGACACAAGAAAGGAUGCAAGAGAGAUGCGAUUGGCGCGUACGGUGCGUGUUAUCAAGAGUAGUACACGCAAAAUGGAAGAUAACAAUGCGCGAACGUAGAAACGUUGGCGUCACAUAAGUUAUGUAGGUAUAUUGUAUAUGUAUAUCGAUAUCAAAGAUAUAUCGAUGAAAAAGUUAAAAAAAAAAAACAAAAAAAAAAAAAGAAGAAAGUAAAACGCGUGAAAUGACACCUGACGAAAGGGAAAUGGGGACCGAGUCUCCUUUUACUCAUCUACACACAUACAUAUACACCGAUGCAAUGGCAUGCUCGCCUCGGUGUAGGUUUUGUUUGAAAGUACCUUGCGCGAAUCGUCUCUGUAGUACAAAAGAAUGCUCGAUGUAUGAGAUAUAUACGAUCGUUCCACUUGAACGACGUAUAUUUUUCAAUCGUUGGUAAACCCAUGGCAUCGAUUCGAAUAAUUAAUUGUUCUGUAUUUUUUUUUUUUUUUUUUUCUUUUUUUUUCUAUUUCUUCUUUUUUCCUCUACAUUAAGGAAAACAAAUAUAAUCCUUGAAAAUAACGUGAAAAUUUCCAAAUAAAGGAUGUUAGAAUAAAAUAAAACAUUUUAUAAAGAUUUCUUUUCUCAUUUAAUUGAUCGGAUGCCUUGGUCGAAGAUUUUUUUAGAGUUUUCAUUUAAAAAUGAAUUUGCUCGUGUACUCGCCGUAAACAUAUCUUACUUUUUAACUCCUAUUCUGUGAAAAAAGAGCUGAGAAAGAGAAAGCGCGGAAAAAAGAGAGAGAGAGAGAAGAAUCACGAAUGAAAGAGGGAAGGAAAGAAGUAAAGGAAAAAAAUGAAUUUCUGUUCGGUCGUAUUCUUGAAUUUUUUCGCGAGACUUCAAAAGCUCUAUUAAUAUAUUUGUCAUCUCAUUUUGCUUCAUACAUUCCAUCAAAAUUGUAAAAGACACUGUGUAUACGGACAAACGCUUUACACUUGCAUAAAGUAAAGAUAAAGUAUUUGAAUUGUUAUCGCGAGCAAAGGUUUUAUGAAUUGUUUGAUGAACGUUCGAACGAUGCACGUCGUCGAUUCUACUGAAGUACAUUUUUAAAUAUCAAUUAAUUCUCCAGUAGAUUCGAUUUGAAUGAUCUUCGGACUAUUUGUGAUUAUCGUUUGGCCUAAAAUAGCGAAAGCCUCGUAAUUGCAUAUUAGAGACAACGAAUUUUUCAAAGUAGGGCUAUCAAGUUAUAUCCAUCUAAAUAUUUCGCGUUCUUAUUUAUAUUUUUAGCACGAUGGCGAUUCAUAUGCAAAAAAAAAUGGUUGUGAUGUGAUUUCGUUGAUUCAGGGCACGUUCCAGAACGAGAUUCAUAAACUUGUUUUACCUGAUAAAAUAUCGCGUCGUUUGAAGAUCAGAUUUAUAGAAAUUUCUAAUAUUCUACGAAGUUUCGCAAAAUUUUCUUCGAAUUAGGCCCACGUUAAUAAGAAUCGAGAUUCGAAAAAGCGGAUAGUGUAUUUGCCAGAGGUACUUUACGUCAAUUAUUUCGUGUAACGCUUCAUUGUACGUGUGAUCGAUGAUAUCUCACCGUUUUGUCGUAAAGAUAAAUAUGACUUAUGAUAGCAUGGAUGUCAAUGUUUUCGAGACUAGCACGGUACAAAAAAGCUCACAUCAUGGAAUACCGCAAAACUUUGUAUAGCGACAGUUAUAACUUGCACAAGGUCACCCAAAACGUGUAAUAUAUUUGGAUGUAUAUUUAGUCGAGAAACACUUGUUUGUGUCGAAAAAUGCGAAGAUGUGUGCAUGAAAAAUAAUCAUUCUCUCCGCUAUACAUAAUUACGAUUAUUUCGUUCUUAAAAACCAAUAAAACUUCAUUUGCGUCCGAAUUUUACGACGAGAUAAAAGAAAAGCAUCGAUACGAUAAGAGAUUUCGUGAAUGAAAAGCGAAAUAUUAAGAUAAUUUAUCGUUAGUUCCUAGAUUACGAAGAGUCCUAUUACUUCGAUGUGAAUUGGCGGGUUAUCGAAAAGGUGGAUAAAAAGAUUAAUUUAUGAAAAGAAGCGAAGAAACGAAUUUAUAUCCUAUGAGGCUGCGGGACAAAAGACUUGAAAAAAAAAAAAAAUAGAUAAAACGAGGCUGCGCCUUGAAAUGAUGUACUUUGAUGCGAAUUUCGAUUGAAAUGAUGUUCGGUCGAUUUAUACUGAAAGUAGAUCCAGCGGAGAGAAACGAGAAAUUAUUAAUUGUGCGUAAAUGCAGGGAACGAUAUCGCUUGAUGAUCUUCAAAACGCACUGGAAAGCACACUCAUGAUCUAGAAAUAAAUAUUAAAAGAAAAAAAAAAAAGAAAAAAAAAGAAAAAAAAAGAGAGAGAGAGAGAUUGAGAGAUUAAAAAAAAAAAAAAAGAAGAAAAAGAAAAUGUGAAGAACGGCAUGAAGAAAAACCACGUGGGAAGGCCCAUUUGUCGCACUUGUUUGAAAAAAGAAAAAAAGAAAAAAAUAAGAUUAUUACAAGAAUGCACAAGUAGUAGUGUACACACGCAUGUACUGUUUGUUACCGCGAAUAAAUAUGCGAGUUUAAAAUCAGGUUUGAUUUAUGUGUACACGGUGAGGGCCGAGCUUCGUACGAAAAAGAAACGCAGGUGCUCGCGCGAGAAUGAUUCAAUGAUGGUCCUUUUUCGAAUGAGGACGAUCGAAUUUCAACGCGUUCUACUUGCGCAUCGGAAAAAAAAAAGAAAGAAAAAAGAAAAAAAAAAAGAAAGGAUAAUACAACAUUUCUCCUGAGCACACGCGUUUUCUUAAUACGGCGAUAUUGUUAUUAUAUGAACGAACUCAAGACGGCAUGGUAUACAAGGCUAAGAACAAGACCUAAAAUGGGGACAUAAUAUUUUAUAACUCAACUUUUGUACAGAAUAAAUAAAUACUUGUACUGUGGA